ACACAAGUCAUCCGAGAAGCAAGCACAAGCACUGCACCGAACGAGCAGCGAGCGUGUUGAGGCAGGCAGUCAGUGGCAGUGGGAGUAGGAGACAAGGCUACCGAGAUGAAGGGCCUCUUGUUGCUCGUCAUCGCCCUGGUCGCGUCCGCUGCAUGCCUCGUGACCGUCCGCGGCGCGGGCGAGUGCGGGGCGACGCCGCCGGACAGGAUGGCGCUGAAGCUGGCGCCGUGCGCGUCCGCGGCGCAGAACCCCAGCUCGGCGCCGUCCAACGGCUGCUGCACGGCGGUGCACACCAUCGGGAAGCAGAGCCCCCAGUGCCUCUGCGCCGUCAUGCUGUCCAAGACGGCCAAGAAGUCCGGGAUCAAGCCCGAGGUGGCCAUCACCAUCCCCAAGCGCUGCAACCUCGUCGACCGCCCCGUCGGCUACAAGUGCGGAGAUUACACUCUGCCAUGAGCUGCGCGAGAGCUGCUUGAGCACAUGUGCAUGAUCCGUCGGAGUUAGCACGACGUCCGCAGGAAGUGAUGGUGACGUGUCAGUGUAUGUGUGCGUUGGUAAUAAACGUCGCGGCACUUGUUGUGAUUACCAUACAUGUGGAAGUCCAGUGUGAUAUGAGUGUCUCACAAUCUUCAAAAGAAAUAUGGGUCCUAUCGUAUGUAAGUGUCAGGGUUCCAGAGAUGCUGUCCUGCAUCCUCGAAAUAAAACUUGUCUUCUUGGACA
Molecule: messenger RNA, 717 nt
Organism: Zea mays
Lineage: Eukaryota; Viridiplantae; Streptophyta; Magnoliopsida; Poales; Poaceae
Product: lipid binding protein
Biological process (GO): systemic acquired resistance
Molecular function (GO): fatty acid binding
Source: RefSeq, marked provisional